This is a messenger RNA of Parus major (Great Tit), 4937 nucleotides long. RefSeq names its product leucine rich repeat containing 4C (gene LRRC4C). Gene Ontology annotation, molecular function: cell-cell adhesion mediator activity. NCBI's taxonomy places the organism in Eukaryota, Metazoa, Chordata, Aves, Passeriformes, Paridae. Bases 2468 to 4384 code for a protein of 638 amino acids. Gene Ontology annotation, biological process: synaptic membrane adhesion; regulation of axonogenesis; modulation of chemical synaptic transmission. The record is from RefSeq and is a predicted model, not a curated record. Gene Ontology annotation, cellular component: postsynaptic density membrane; glutamatergic synapse; plasma membrane. The transcript is spliced from 2 exons.
GCAUACACAUUUGGCAAAGUUAUGUUUCAAUAGGGUAAUUACGGCAUCCUUCAAGCUGUCCCUAAGGAAAGCCACACUGUGCUUGGCUACAGAGCUGGAUUAGCUCUGUCAUUCCUUGCUUCCUCUUCUGCAGUGGAUCUUAAGAGGGCACUGCUUUUAUCUCAGAGGAAAAUGUGUAGUACAUCGAGAGUAACAAGGAGUAACAAAGACUCAGAUAGAUAUAGAGAGGAGAAUGUGCAUAUAAAAUGUCAAUUUCAAAAAAAGAAAAGAUUUUCUAUUUCUGUGCAAAUAGAAAACCAAACAAACAACUCUCCAUGAAUGUCUGGGAAUGUCUCCAUGGCCAUAAAGGGAAUAUACAUUACUGUGCUAAAAAAAAAAGAUUAUAUAUGCUGUAGUAAUUAGAGCAGUGCCACAGACAGACUUAAGGCCAUGUUUGGAAACACAUUUGAUAAUUGUACUGUGUCUGGGGAACCAACUGUGCUGUAAGGAAAUUCUUAACAUUUUAAACUAAAUUUUUUAGUCUAUACAGCAGAGGGCACUCGUGGUAUUGAAUUGACCAUAGAGUUGCUAUUUUGGUACUAGAAAAAUGAAAAAAAAAAUUACUUAGAUGAUAAAGAGGCGUCACCAUAGACUAAAGAAGCUGGUUGAUGGUCUGUGUUCCAUGUGUGGGUUUGUCAACCUAAACUUUCCUGUGUCUCUAGCAUAAAUAGCUAUUGAAUAGCAAAUUACUCUAGUACAGAGCUCCAGAUGGAUCUUUAUGUAAAGUCCAUUAAAAUAUUUCCAUAACACCCUUCAAGGCUUAAAAUUAAUUUUCCACUGUGAUUUUGUGCUGGCUAAUUGUUUUUUCCAGGGUAUUUCCAAGAUAUUUAUGAUUUAAAAUUACUCUGAUAUGAAAUACCUUCAGCAAGGCCUCCUGAAUAUUUAAGUUCUGAGCUCUGGAAAACCACCAGCAUAAAAGAAAUUAUCUUUUUACUACAUUCUUCCUGCCACUAGGAAUCUUACUGCCCUAUGACAGCCUCAUGCAAACCUCAUUAGCUGGAAGUGAGGACUAGCAAGGUAUUGCCUAGUCUAUUUUCUGCUGGUCAUGGUCACCUUUUUUGGAUCAUCAGCUCCCCUGUACUUCAGCACCACCAAGUCCACUUAGUGUUGUCUUGUCCUAAAAACUGCAUUUUGCUUCUUGUAUUGCCAAUGAAGAGGGGGAAAAAUCAAGUAAUAUAAAUAAAUCCAAAUUUAAAUCAUAUGGUGGGUGCAAAAACUAAGAUUUGGUCUCACCGUCCCCUGGAAAAUGUUGCAGAGGGAUAGAAAUAUAGAUAUUCUGUACUUAUAUAUUAAACAGGAUAUGGAUUAAACACUGAAAGAUCAAACAUAUCAAUACAUGUGAAAACAUAUCUAGAACUUUGUAUUUACAUAUCACAAAAUGGGGAUCCUGUCUUCAAAAUUCUAGACUCAGAGAAGCUAUCAAUCAGUCAGUAGCCAAACUUGUAUUUGAAGUAUGCACAGAUUUGAAUUUUACAGAAAGCUGAGGGUGUCAGAUUUCCCUGGAGGUCUUUGAUAGAUCAUUUUACUAAGGCAUAUGUUUGAUUGAGACAUCCCUAGCACAGGACUUGGGAGAACAGUAAAUGUAAAAGCCACAGGCAAUUUUGGCCUUCAGUACAAGGAAAAAGCUGUUCUAUGUGAAUGAUUCAUUGUUUCAGUCAAUAACCAAAAAUAGGAAGGAUAUAGGGAAUUUAGAUAAAAGCAUUGAUUUCAAAAAUCUUUUUGCAACUGAGACAUGGAAAUAUUUGGGUUUGGGUUAGACAACAUUUACUGAUCAGUCUCAUAACUGGAUAAUUUAUUUGUUGUAAUGAUGUACUGUAUUCAGAUAAAAUGAUUUUCUUUUCCCCCAUGGAGCACGUGUGUAGUGAUGAAAAGGGAAGAUUUGCUGGAUGAAGAUUUAGGUAAAGGAAAUGUUGGGAGAUACCAUCAGGUUCAAGUAAUUGGAACAGGAGGAAAGUGCCUUGGAGUGCUUGCAGCAUGGCUUGGGAUCAUCAGCUUUAUGGAGGCUAGGAGAGAGCAGCUGAAGGAGCUUGGUGCAUACAUAGUCUGAUGUUGAGGGUGCUUGUUCUCCCAUGGCCUUUCUUAUUUCUCUGUACUUUUUUGUUCUACAAAUGCAGUAGUUUCCAUGGUCCUUGAGGGAACCCAGGAUGCAGGACUGAGAGCAGACAGACACAAAAAGAAAGGUAGAGAAGCUGUAUGACAUCCUACAAAGCUGGCCUUUGGUAGAGAAUUGGUCUGAGAAGAUUCCUGUACCUCUGCAAGCCCCACGUGCUGCCUGUGCCUCACCUCACUUGUACAGAAGGGUAACUGGCAGCUCUGAAUGCAGGCACAGCAGGCUGAGUUCUCAUCCCAGUUUCAGUGAAGAUGGAAACAUUGCACCAGUGUAAUGACGAUUCAAACUCCAGAAGGACCAACACCAAAUAAAUUAUGAAUGUUGAACAAGAUGACCUUACAUCCACAGCAGAUAAUGAUAGGUCCUAGGUUUAACAGGGCCCUAUUUGACCCCCUGCUUGUAGUGCUGUUGGCUCUUCAGCUUCUUGUGGUGGCUGGUUUAGUGAGGGCUCAAACUUGCCCUUCUGUCUGCUCCUGCAGCAACCAGUUCAGUAAAGUGAUCUGUGUACGGAAAAACCUUAGAGACGUGCCAGACGGCAUCUCCACCAACACCCGGCUACUCAAUCUCCAUGAGAACCAGAUCCAAAUCAUUAAAGUUAAUAGCUUCAAGCAUCUGAGGCACCUAGAAAUCCUGCAGCUCAGCAGGAAUCACAUCAGAACAAUUGAAAUAGGGGCUUUCAAUGGUCUGGCCAAUCUCAACACUUUGGAACUCUUUGACAAUCGUCUGACCACUAUCCCAAAUGGGGCUUUUGUAUACCUGUCAAAACUGAAGGAACUGUGGUUGAGAAACAACCCCAUUGAGAGCAUCCCUUCUUAUGCUUUUAACAGAAUCCCUUCUCUCCGGAGGUUGGAUCUGGGGGAGUUGAAAAGGCUUUCGUACAUCUCAGAAGGUGCCUUUGAAGGUCUGUCCAACUUGAGGUAUUUGAACCUUGCCAUGUGCAAUCUUCGAGAGAUUCCUAACCUUACUCCGCUUGUAAAACUGGAUGAGUUAGAUCUUUCUGGGAAUCACCUGACUGCCAUCCGGCCAGGUUCUUUCCAAGGGUUAAUGCAUCUUCAGAAAUUGUGGAUGAUACAGUCCCAGAUUCAAGUGAUAGAAAGGAAUGCUUUUGAUAACCUUCAGUCACUUGUAGAGAUCAACCUGGCACACAACAAUCUAACACUUCUGCCUCAUGACCUGUUCACACCACUCCGCCUAGAAAGGAUCCACUUGCAUCACAAUCCUUGGAACUGCAACUGUGAUAUCCUUUGGCUCAGCUGGUGGAUUAAAGACAAGGCACCCUCGAAUACUGCAUGCUGUGCACGUUGCCACACGCCUCCCAGUUUAAAAGGAAGGUACAUUGGUGAGCUGGACCUGAAUUACUUCACAUGUUAUGCUCCAGUCAUAGUGGAGCCACCAGCAGACCUCAACGUCACAGAAGGCAUGGCUGCAGAGAUGAAAUGCCGGGCAUCGACCUCCCUGACCUCCGUAUCUUGGAUUACUCCAAAUGGAUCUGUAAUGACGCAUGGGGCAUACAGAGUUCGGAUUGCUGUGCUCAGCGAUGGCACAUUAAAUUUUACAAAGGUAACUGUGCAAGACACGGGUUUGUACACAUGCAUGGUGAGUAACUCUGUUGGGAAUACCACGGCUUCUGCCACGCUAAAUGUCACCGCCCUGGAUAACCCUGGUUACACGUACUUUUCAACCGUCACGGUAGAGACUGUGGAACCUUCUCAGGAUGAGGCACAGACCACAGAGCAGGUUGGGCCCACGCCAGUUACCAACUGGGAAACCAUUAACAUGACAACCUCACUCACUCCACAGAGCACAAGAUCAACAGAAAAAACAUUCACCAUUCCUGUGACGGACACAAACAACGGGAUCCCAGGAAUAGAUGAGGUUAUGAAGACUACCAAAAUCAUAAUUGGUUGUUUUGUGGCUAUCACUCUUAUGGCUGCUGUGAUGCUGGUAAUUUUCUACAAAAUGAGGAAACAGCAUCACCGGCAGAACCAUCAUGCUCCAACACGGACUGUAGAGAUCAUUAAUGUGGAUGAUGAGCUUACAGGUGACACACCCAUAGAGAGUCAUUUGCCCAUGCCAGCAAUAGAGCAUGAGCACUUAAAUCACUAUAACUCUUAUAAAUCUCCUUUCAACCACACAACAACAGUUAACACAAUAAAUUCAAUACACAGUUCAGUGCAUGAACCGUUAUUGAUCCGAAUGAACUCGAAAGACAAUGUUCAAGAGACUCAAAUCUAAAACAUUUAUGACAUUAAGGGGUGGGGUGGGGGGACAACAAAAGAUGGUUUAUAAAACAAAUGACACAAAUGACUGGGCUAAAUCUACUGUUUCAAAAGUGUCUUUACAAAGAAAAAGAAAUUUAUUUAUUAAAAAUUCUAUUGUGAUCUAAAGCAGACAAAAUUAUGUGUAUUCCUCAGAACCUGUUUUUGCUGCAGUUAUUUACCCUCCUCGUUCCCGUUUUCCUGCCCAACCUACCCCAACUCCCAUUUGCCAUAUUUUUCAUAGGAGAUCUUGAUUCCCUAAAAGAACUGAUCUAGGAAAUUUUGUAAGAAUUCUGUUACACUUUGGGAAUUUUUAUGGUGAAUUCUAGUGGUGAGAUUCGGUCUAUUUUGUCACUUUCUCUUUUUUCUUUUGUUUUCUCAUGCCCUUUUUCAAAUUAUUCAACAGAGAAUGGAGUAAUAACAGUAACUUUGCAAGUGAGAAAAACAAGUAAACCUUUUUUUUCUCCAUGUAAUGAUUUGCUCUGUAUUUACCAAAAGCACCAUUCUGUGAAAAAAAUGGAAAAAAAAGU